Thrips palmi is the source of this 3921-nucleotide messenger RNA. RefSeq lists its product as uncharacterized. Gene Ontology annotation, molecular function: DNA helicase activity. Lineage: Eukaryota; Metazoa; Arthropoda; Insecta; Thysanoptera; Thripidae. Bases 1 to 3921 code for a protein of 1306 amino acids. The transcript has a single exon. The record is from RefSeq and is a predicted model, not a curated record. Gene Ontology annotation, biological process: telomere maintenance; DNA repair.
AUGGGUGUCAGUGGUGGAUACAAGCACCCUAGUGGCCUCUCCUUCAUUAAAAUAGAGGGUCGCAUGUACCAUCGUAUCUUUAGCCUACAAGCGCCGGGACAGAGGUUCAGUUAUGGCAAUAGCCAACAAUAUAUAAACCACUGCCGAUUGUACCUGGAUGAUGGCGCGGAACGCCUGGCUCUCACUGAAAACCGCAAGCUUAAUCCUGCAAUCAUCACUGGUGUGAAGGAAUAUCUUCAAGAAGUCAAUCCAUUUAUUCCACAGUUCCGCCUUCUUGGCCAAGAACAAUCUCUCAAUGCGCGCCUUGAAUUCGAACUCACCAACCGGUCAACUCACGGCCCAGCUUUAGGAGACAGAAAUAGGGGCAUGGAGGUGCAUGCAAUUCUUAACACAGACGAAGCGGCUGCGGGUGGGCCCCGCAUGCUGACUGUUUGGAAAAGGGCAGAUCGGGCUCCAUCCUACGUUGACCUUUUCAGCCCGUUGUUGGAGCCACUUCAAUACCCGUUGCUUUUCCCCCACGGGACCCUUGGCUGGCACAUAAACAAACUAGAUAACAUGGGCCAGAAACUUUCACAGUACAGAUACACGAGAUGUCUUAUUCUCUCCCAACCUCGAUUUUUCGAGCUAGGUCGUCUCUCUCAGUCAUGGAUGGUUGAGAUGUUUGCAAGAUUUGAGGAAGAGCGUCUCCGAUAUGUCACACGGUGUCAGAAGGGACAAGGAGGAAACCAGGGCGGAACAAGGGUAGCUCCUUUAUCUGAGUUGGAGCAGCAACUGAACCCUCGACAGGUGGCUAAUGACAUAGCCGCUGAUGAAACAAUCGCUGGGGAAGGUGGAGUGACUGCAGGAAAAAUUUAUUUGCCAGCAUCUUUUACGGGCUCGCCACGUUACAUGCGGACACAGUACCACAACUCUAUGGGGUUGGUAGCCCGCAAAGGAAAGCCAACAUUUUUUCUUACCUUCACAGCUUGCGGCCAGUGGGACGAGCUGAAACAGUCUUUGCGGCACGGAAAUCUGUGUGAUCCAGCCACCUGCUGCCGGAUUUUUCACAUUAAACUCCAAGAUCUGUUGAGGGACAUAAGAAGCGGUGCCCUCUUUGGUCCAGUCGCCUACGUCGUUUAUGUAAUUGAGACUCAAAUGAGAGGUCUUCCUCAUGCUCACAUUGCAAUAAAGGUGGAGGAUGGGGGUCCGAUCCAAUCAGCUGAUAUCGACAGAGUUAUAAGAGCAGACGUUCCUGGGCCAGAGGAAGCUGGUGGACGUUUGCGUGAGUUGGUGCUUCGGCAUAUGAUUCAUGGACCAUGUGGCACUAACUAUCGUACCGAUUUUCCAUGUUGGGACAGCCAGAAAUCUCAGUGUUCGAAGUUCUUUCCAAAAUCAGAAACUGAAACAACUCACAUUGAUGAGAAAGGGUUUGUUCACUACCGCAGAAAUUACAAUAACAAGGUACCAAUGAAAGUCAGGAACAGGGAAAUACUUGUACACGAUGGUUGGGUUGUCCCAUACAACCCGUACCUCUUAUUAAGAUACCAAGCUCACAUAAACCUGGAAAUUUCAAGCAGUCGCAAGGUCAUAAAGUAUCUGUUCAAGUACCUGGCAAAAGGCUCUUCGCUUCAAAAUGUGAGAGUCCUGCCGCUUCAUGAACAGCAGGACGAACCAGAGGAAUAUGCAACACGCAGGAUGAUAGGAGCAAGCGAUGCCUGUUGGCGCUUUUUGGAUUUUGACCUCACCGUGUGUGAACCAACAGUGGAAAUGCUUCCCGUGCAUUUAGAAGGUGAGCAAUCCGUCAUGUUUCGACCAGGCAAUGAGGCCGAGGCAGUCAAUGCAUCUACGAGCAAACUGUUGCUCUAUAUGCAAAGACCGGCAGACCCUGUUUUUGAUGACCUUACCUAUCAGUCAUUCUACGAAAAUUUUAUCGUCCACACAAAGCGCCCGGCCGCAUCAAAAGUACAAGUAUACGAUCAUGGGGAUGGAAAACAUUUCAUAACUCGCAGGCAGAUAAAAGAAAAGGUAACAAGAUUGUUCUGGGUUACACCAAACAAGGGGGAGCUGUAUUAUCUACGGGUGCUACUUGCAACAAUGCCCUGCCGUGGUUUCGAUGAUCUAAAAUUCAGGGGAGGGCCCCAUUGUCGAACUUUUCAAGAGGCUGCAAAGGAGCUUGGGCUCGUGGACAAUGAGAGGGAACACAGAGACUGCUUAGAUGAGGCUUCCCAGUUCAUGACUGGGCCGGCGCUCCGAUCUUUCUUCGUCCUUUUGUGCAAUGUUGGAGCCCCAGGUGCUUUGCUUUGGGACCAGUUUAGAGACAAAAUCUGUGAAGACUUUAUUGAGAGGCAUCCUGACGACUAUGAAAAGGCUUACAAAUUAGGACUUAUACAAAUAGACAGAUGUCUCAGACGCAAUGGCUUUAAACUUACCGACCACGGUCUGCCGGACGUGCAGGAUGAUACAACUGAGCUCGGCCGAGAACUGCUAAACUACAGUGCAGAGAAUCAGCAGAGGUUUGUUGAUGAAUGGCUGCCUCAGCUAGACCCUGAACAGCGAGCUCUGUUUGAAUACAUUAAACUCUUGUCAGAACAGCAAGCAUCAACUCCAAACAACCCCAGAUCCAUAUUUCUUUCUGCACCGGGGGGUUAUGGAAAAACAGCCGUGCUCAAGGUAAUAACAUCUUAUCUUAGGGCACGGGGCAAAGUAGUGUUGUGCGUUGCAUCUUCAGGUAUUGCUGCUCUGAAUAUGGACGGUGGAACGACGGCACAUAACAUGUUCCGGCUUCCCCUUGAUCUAAAAGACGGGACGGCCACAUGGAACCUUACCAACGGCAGCCAGAGGGCGGAACUGAUCAGAGCGUCAUCGCUUAUAAUGUUUGACGAGGCACCUAUGAUGCACAAACACAUUUUAGAACUGCUUGACCGAUCGCUUAAAGAUCUCAUGGGAAAUGACCACCCCUUUGGCGGCAAAAUUUUGUUGUGUUCAGGGGAUUUUAGGCAAACACCACCUGUGGUUGAAUCAGCCCGAACGCCAAAUGACGUGAUCGAUGCAUCUAUCAAGAGUUCUUGUCUGUGGGGCCGUAUGAAAAUAUUUUCUUUAAAAACGCCUCAACGGACACGCAAUGAUCCUGACUAUUCAAAGUUUCUGUUAGAUAUCGGUAAUGGCACCGCACCAGAAGUCCCCUUUACAACUGCUAAUGACAAACGAGAAGAUCUUGUUGCUUUACCUGGCAUUGGUUCUGUCACAGACUCAAAAGCACUAAUUGACAUGAUAUAUCCAGAGCACAUUUUGUCCCAACCCGAUGAGUGUGCCAAAAGGGCUAUUUUGGCACCACUCAAUGUUAAUGUAUCCGAAAUAAACAACAUUGUUUUGGACAUGCUUAUUGGACCGAUACACGAAAUGCUGAGUUACGACUCAACUGAAAAGGAAACUGAUGACCCUCUCGAAGCUGACGUGGAUCUUUUAAACCAAGCUUCUGCAAAAGGAGUCCCACCACACAAGCUAAGGCUGAAAGUUGGAGCUGUCUGCCUUAUAACGAGGAACCUCAACGUUGACCAGGGGCUUGUAAAUGGUACGAAGGUAAUAGUUCAGUCUAUCAGCCCUAAUCUUGUCAGAGUCCGGAAGGCUACCUCCAGUGAAUCGUUUGGCAUUCCACGCAUUACCUUUAAGUUCCCUAUGUUGCCUGGAUCACCUCUCACGGUGGUGAGGCGUCAGUUUCCCUUGCAGUUGGCGUAUGGAAUGAGUGUUCAUAAAAGCCAGGGGCAGACCAUCGACUUAGUUGGAGUAGACUUACGGACAGAAUGCUUCACUCACGGACAACUCUAUGUAGCUCUGAGUAGAGUUCGCUCUAGGGAAAAUAUCAAGCUAUUGGUCCCUCCAGCCAGAGUGCUCCACGGUACAGUGCAUACUAAGAAUGUGGUGUACCGCGACCUUCUUAAUUAG